This is a messenger RNA of Echinococcus granulosus, 2565 nucleotides long. RefSeq lists its product as hypothetical. NCBI's taxonomy places the organism in Eukaryota, Metazoa, Platyhelminthes, Cestoda, Cyclophyllidea, Taeniidae. The transcript is spliced from 8 exons. The record is from RefSeq and is a predicted model, not a curated record. Bases 1 to 2565 code for a protein of 854 amino acids.
AUGCGCCUUUGCGUAGAGCGAGCCAAACAACAUGCAUACAUAAAGCUCUGCGCUUCCGUUCUAUCGACAACAGAAGAAAUGCAGGCGCGCGCGCUGGGCACGGACCAUGUUAUAAUGUCUGAGACGAGCGCAGAAUCCCCUCGGGCACCCCUCGUCCGCCCUCCUUCUUCCAUCUCGGUGCUGGCGGAACGACUUAAGUGUUCGAACCUGCAGGACACUCCCUACGAUCUCGGCCUUGUGGAACCUGCCGAUCUCUCUCAGGCCAGAUUCAUUCCUCGUGCGCGACGUCCUAAGGCGGUCAACUUCACCAACGAGGAAGUGUACGACAUCAUCCCCAUAAAUCAGCAGCGAUCUGCCACUCCAUCAGAUGUGGAUGGUAGUUCGGCCACCUGCGACUCUGGUAAUGAGGACUCCUCCGAGAGUUGGGUUUGUGCUACGCUCGUCGAGUUGUGUGUGUGUAGGCGUACGCGCCCGAAUGCCCUAGCGUUUAGCGAGCUAGCCAACGCGACGCCCUCGUACAUGCAACCGUUGGUGUGCGUUGACGCCUGGCGGUCUAUUUGGCUUGCUGCCAAUGUGCGCGCACGCGCGCGCCUGCUUUGUCUUUGCCAACUCCUAACGCUUGCCCGUUUUUUCUCUCCCUCCUCGCCUCCCUCCUUCUCCUCUGCUUGCCCGCUACUCUCUCCAUCCCACCGUCGUCACCGCCUCAUCUGCAAAAAACAACUUAGGCCGGUUGUGCGUUUUCCCUCUCAUCAUCCUCCCGCGGCCCUGAAAAUAGUGAUGGGUUCUCGAUUGGGUCAAAUCAUCAUCCACCAACCCUACAACAUUGCCCACCGACUCGAAACAAAUGAGGAGAUACCCUCUCGAUAUCCGCCCUUGAAGCGCUCCUGUCGUUCGCAAAGCGCGAGCUCGAACCAAAAACUUGCAAGUGGCACCGGUUCUCGUAGGACCAUUGCCCGACCCAUUGCUCUCCGCAUCUCGCAAAGAGCCCUUUACUCGCCCGCUACGACUAAUGUCUCCACCACCGCCGUUACCGGCAUCAGUAACUCCGCACUCUCCUCCACCGCCUACGCACUUGUCGCCUCUGGAUGCGUCAAACUGCGAAAUGCAAACACCGCAGUUCACCAGCCCAGUUCGACCACCUCUCGCCUCUCCUGGCAUCAUCCGAUCGCUUCUGGCAACAGGCGCUACGUGAUCCACCCGGGACCUGCAGGCUGUUCCCGUCACAGCGUGGUAUUUGGAAGCACCGUGUCCGAGCUCGUUGGAGAUGUGAGGCUGCGCAAGCCACCUUCUCUUGCCUGUAUUUCUUCCUCCGCAUCAAAUGCGGGUGAUUUUAGCCACCAUCGUCUAUCCGCAUUUACCCCAACAACUCAGUCGCGGCGAAUGAGCCUGACCGGCGAUGAAGGUGAGUCGACAAACCCAAUCACUGCCUUCUCCCCCGAUACUAUCUCCUCACCCUGUGGUGGUAUCGCCGUACCAUCCUCCACAUCCCUCCCUCGUCCCACGGUUUCUGCCGCCUCCUCGGGCUUCUUCCAGGACAGCUGCAGUCUCUCACAUUCCUCCUGCAGCAGUUCAACCAACUCCGAUCAACACCCCACUCAGGUGGGAAACCUGAUACACCACUGCGGUCUUGUCAGUAAACCCAUGGACCUGAAGGUGUUGCAUUUUGAUGACUCAACAACCAGUCUUGCAGCUUUCGAGCACCAGCAGCAGCAACAACAGCUGCUUCUGCAGCAGCACCAUAGCUGUGCGAUGGAGGCGGCAAAACUGCGCUGUCAGUCACAGCCGGCAGAUGCAGGGGGUGCACCAACCUGCGUCUGUGGUUCGGUUGCCUCCACGGAGUGUCUCUCGCGCCAGGUGGGACUCAAGCGCCGCCGAUGUAGCCACGACGUGGGUCUAAUUUUUGAGGCCGACAGUGGCGCCUUUCUCUUCGGCUCACACCAACACACGGGCUCCUUUGACAGUGCGUCCUUCAACCCCGACGUCGCUGUCAUCAGCACCACUGUAGAGACUGCGAUGGUCGGCCAGGAAACCUCGGUUAGCCCCCUCCGCUUGCAGCAACAGCAACAGGGCCAAGCAGAUGUCUCUGUCUUCCCACAGGAUUCAGAAACCGCAUUUCUAAUGUCCUGUUGCCGAAAGGAGCUAUCCGGCCUUUCUGAAGCCAGUGAAGAAGAAGAAUCCAACGAGGCAACCCUUAUUCAACACCAAAACCAGUCUUGUUGCGCUUUGGAAGAGUACGACGCCGGAACUCUGACGCCGCCGCCCCAAACUCGUUUCCGUCCCAUUGCACCCUCGCCCUCAUCGGAGGAAGUGGAUGCAGAGGCGGACCACCGCCACAAUUCGUGUUCCACCGAGGGCUCUCCUUGCUCGUUCAAGGCCAACAGUGCGAACAUUGUGGCCUUCAGUGAUGACAGCGAUGAGGAUGAGGUGGACGAUGAGGAUUCCUUCGGAGGUAUUGCUCCAGGUCUGAAUCACCGACGAAGAUGCUCUCCCAUGCAGACAGAGGAGGUCUCUGCCUCGGCUGAGAAGUUUAGAGAGUUGGAUAUUGAUAUGAUUGAGCAGGAUUGA